Messenger RNA from Vigna unguiculata (cowpea), 1685 nucleotides. Its product is annotated as protein ABSCISIC ACID-INSENSITIVE 5-like. Gene Ontology annotation, cellular component: nucleus. Gene Ontology annotation, molecular function: DNA-binding transcription factor activity. Lineage: Eukaryota; Viridiplantae; Streptophyta; Magnoliopsida; Fabales; Fabaceae. Gene Ontology annotation, biological process: positive regulation of DNA-templated transcription. The record is from RefSeq and is a predicted model, not a curated record.
CAGCUUUUUAUUCUUUAAUUUAGUAACUGUGCUUUGUGUGGCGUCUCUCUGAGUUUCAACACACACUGUGCAAGUGUUGCCACUCCCACAAACUCUUCUUCCCAAUUACCCAAAUGUUGUAAGCCACACACAAAGAACUGGUAUUUCAGUUGAACGUAUAUUUUUCAGUGUAAGAAUAAAAACCAACACUUGGCGUUUGACUUGGCAUCUUUGCAGCGAAGAGAGAAAAAAAAAACCAGAGAGUGAGAAGAAGAACAUGGUGGUGGCGGAGUCUGAGAUGAACUCGCAAAACGACGUCGAAUCUCCGAUAGAGUUGGAGCAACAGCAUAACGUGAACAAGAAUCACCCAUUCUCUUCACUGGGAAGAGAAGCUUCUUCCAUCUACUCCCUCACCCUGGACGAGUUCCAACACACGCUAUGGGAGAGUGGCAAGAACUUUGGGUCCAUGAACAUGGACGAGUUUAUCAGCAGCAUAUGGUGUGCAGAAGAAACUCAGAUUUUAAACAACAGCAACAGCAACAACAUUAAUAACAACAGCUUCUCUCUGAAUGAAGCUUCGGCAGAAAAAGGGUUGAUAAGGAAGCAACCCAGCCUUCCUCGGCAAGGGUCUCUAACGCUUCCUGCACCUCUGUGUAGGAAAACAGUGGACGAGGUUUGGUCUGAGAUACACAAACAACAACAACGGCAACGGCAACAACAACAACAGAACAACGACAACAAUAACUGUGGGAGUGUUAAUGAUGAUAACAAUGCUCAAAAUACCGAAUCUGCCCGCCGCCAACCUACCUUCGGAGAGAUGACAUUGGAGGACUUCUUGAUAAAAGCUGGGGUAGUUAGGGAACAGUGUCCCAUUGCAAUGCCAGUUCCAGCUUCUACAAGUCAAAAUCAGCAUUUGCAGCAGCCGUAUGGCUUCUUUCCUAAUAACAACCGUACAAUGGAGCCUUCUUUUGUCGGAAGGCAGGUGAUGGGGGUUGGCGGCGGCGGCGGUGUCGGAAGUAGUGCUGGUGGGAAUGUGGUUAGACCACCUUAUCAGAUGGUGACUAAGGGUGGGGGUAACAGUGGUGGUGGUGGUGGUGGUGCAGUUGGACAGUGUUCUGGGUAUCCGGCGGCAGUGCCGGCGGCGGUUUGCUUUGGACCGAGGGUGGUGAAUGGAGGCGGUGGUUAUGCGGCAGUGAGUAACAUGGGAGUGGUGGCGCCGGUGAGCCCGGUUUCGCCGGAGGGGAUAAGUACUGGUGAAAAUUUCGGUUGCCGGUUUGGGAUGGACAGAGGUGUGUCAAGAGGGAGAAAGAGGAUGUUUGAUGGGCCUGUGGAGAAGGUGGUGGAGAGAAGACAGAGGAGGAUGAUCAAGAACAGAGAAUCAGCAGCCAGAUCCAGAGCAAGAAAACUGGCAUACACAGUUGAAUUAGAAGCAGAAUUGAACCAGUUGAAAGAAGAGAACGCCCAACUUAAACUCUCACUGGCUGAUCUUGAAAGGAGAAGAAAGAAACAGCUUUCAGAGGAAGGGAAUUUGAGAGUUCAAACCAUUCAAAAGGCCAAAAAGAAAUCGAGAUCAUUGAGAAGGACCAUGAGUUGCCCUUUAUGAGAAAAUGAUCUAAUGUACAAACGGAUGUAGUUGCUUGUGUUGUUUUAAUGAUAUUUUCAAUGUCAAAUAAAAAACAUCAUGUACACUAGUUUUCUUCGUUUCA